CCUUAAACCCUGUUUAACCCCCUUAUCCGUUACAUUCCCUCCCUCUGGCAAGAUCCCCACUUCAGUACUUCACUAAAAAUGGUGACGACGAAGCUUCUCCAUCUGAAACCAAACUAUCUUCUUCCUUUGACAAUCUUCUCUCCCAAACUCUCCUCUUUCUCUCUUCCAAAACGACCAAUUCUUUCCCUCUUCUGGUCCACACAAGCUGAAACCAAAAGCCAAACUUUCUCUUACGGCCCCUCUCUUAACAAAGGCAAAAUCCCACCCAAGACCCCUUUUCAGACCCAAAAGCAAGAUGCCCAUCAACCAGAAGAAGAAGAAAACCUCAUCGAUGAAGAGAACUUUACUAGAAUUUUCCAUCUUGCCGCCCUCCGCGUCCCUUCAAAUGACUGUUUUGCCCUUGAGAACCGUCUCAGGGGUCACCUCCUGAAUUGGCCAAGGAUUAAGAACAUUGCCAGGGUUCCCGGGGACGAAAUCGAAGAAGAAAUUAUGACCCUUUUCGAUAAAGGAAAAGAUGGUGAAGAGAACGAUGGGGGAAGUGAUGGAGAGUUUGAGUCUUUGGUUUUGUAUAGGGAGAAAUUGGUGAAGGAGUUUAAUUACAUGGGGUUUGUAAAGUUUAAAAAUUUGGCUAAGAUUUCGCGGCCAGGGAAGAGGAAAAGGAAAGAAAAGAAAGGGGAUGAGGAAAGCAAAGGAAAUGGGAGGAAAGAGUUUUGUGUGGUGGAAGUUGUGGAGGAGGAAGGAGGAGAUGAGGAGGAAAUGAAAGGGUUAUUAGGAGAGGAAUUUAAAGGGCAGAGAAUAUGGAAAGGUUCAACAAGAUUGUUGCUUUUGGAUGAGAGGUAUGGGGAUAAAGGAUCGGAGGAGUUGCCUCAAGCAAUUAAGGCUGUGUUGGCUGAAGAAACCAAAGAGAAUAGAUCAUCAACUAUAGAGCUUGUGAGAUGCAAGCUGACUUUGUUCUAUGAUUAUUGGCAGAUGACUGAGAUAUUGGAGGCCUUGUUACCGGAAGGAAUGAUUAUCCCUUCAGCCUUUGAGACAGUUGGUCAUAUUGCACACUUGAACCUGAGAGAUGAACAUCUACCAUACAAGAAUGUUAUAGCAAAGGUGGUUCUGGACAAAAACAGGCCAAAGAUACAAACAGUUGUAAAUAAGAUUGAUGCAAUUCAUAAUGACUACAGAACAAUGCAGCUUGAGGUUUUAGCUGGGAAUUGCUCCUUGGUCACUACAGUAGUUGAGAAUGGACUGCGAUUUCAUGUUGAUUUGGCAACAGUGUAUUGGAAUUCGAGGCUUGCAACUGAGAGACAGAGGCUUCUGAGUGGCUUCAAUCACAAGGAUGUCAUCUGUGAUGUAUUCUCUGGGGUUGGCCCAAUUGCUAUAUCUGCCGCUAAGAUAGUAAAACGUGUCUAUGCUAAUGAUUUGAACCCUUUUGCGGUUGAGUAUCUUGAAAGAAAUGGUGUCCUCAACAAAGUUGAGAGGAAGAUUAAGGUUUUUAACAUGGAUGGAAGAAGGUUCAUCAAUGCUAUGUUUUCUAGUGAGAAAGCUCAUUCUAUUACACACGUAGUUCUGAAUUUGCCAAAAGAUGCAGCAGAAUUUCUAGUUGCAUUCAGGGGAGUGUACAGAGAUCAACCUAGCGAUAAAGAGUUCAGCUUCCCAAUGAUUCACGUUUAUGGAUUUUCGAAAGCUCGAGAUCCUGAGUUUGACUUUCAUGAGCGGAUACGAAUUGCCUUGCAAGAGGUUGCAGUUAAUGUGGAUAUGCGUAGGGUACGCCUUGUUGCACCCGGAAAAUGGAUGUUGUGUGCGUCAUUUAUCCUUCCUGAGAGCGUAGCCUUUGCAGAAUGUAGGUUAAAUAUGUAGAUAGAUCAAUUUGUAAAGCAGAGAAUGUCAUAACAUCAAGUUUUGUAUUAUAAUAUCUUAUUCAUUCACUUCCAAUAAUUCUAUUCCCUUACAUUC
Messenger RNA from Theobroma umbraticum, 1944 nucleotides. Its product is annotated as Met-10+ like family protein. NCBI's taxonomy places the organism in Eukaryota, Viridiplantae, Streptophyta, Magnoliopsida, Malvales, Malvaceae. Gene Ontology annotation, biological process: tRNA N1-guanine methylation. Gene Ontology annotation, cellular component: cytoplasm. Gene Ontology annotation, molecular function: tRNA (guanine(37)-N1)-methyltransferase activity. The record is from RefSeq and is a predicted model, not a curated record.